Cyclospora cayetanensis is the source of this 5442-nucleotide messenger RNA. Its product is annotated as DNA-binding protein SMUBP-2. Gene Ontology annotation, biological process: SRP-dependent cotranslational protein targeting to membrane. The record is from RefSeq and is a predicted model, not a curated record. Bases 1 to 5442 code for a protein of 1813 amino acids. Gene Ontology annotation, cellular component: signal recognition particle receptor complex. Gene Ontology annotation, molecular function: GTPase activity; zinc ion binding; signal recognition particle binding. The transcript is spliced from 16 exons. NCBI's taxonomy places the organism in Eukaryota, Apicomplexa, Conoidasida, Eucoccidiorida, Eimeriidae.
AUGCUCGACUACUGCUGCUGCUUCACGCGUGGGGGAGUCCUUUUAUGGAAUUUUUGCUUCGCCAAAGUGCCAAUUUCCCCCAUAAAUCAGCUCAUAGAAAAUGUACUCCUCGAGGAGCGGGUAGGGAGCACCUGUGCAAGCAUUGGCGGCUACUGCUUCCAGUGGUUUUGCGUGAAUUCCUUACAACUCAUAUUUGUCGCCGCCUAUCGCGGCGUCCGGACUCUCGCGGUUGUAGACCAGCUGCUGCAACAAACUGCGCAAGCAUUUGAGCAACGCCUCAAGGGCAUCAACAACUUGCUGGACUACCCCCUGCAUGUAGGGGAGGGCCCUGACCCCUUCGAUGAUACCUUCUUGCGCAUCCUGACAAGGGUUCAGCAGAAAGGACAGGAGGCUCCCCCAGCACGGCAACAGCAACAGCAAGAGGUCGCUAGAGAGGCGAAAUACGCUAAGAGGGUCAAGGAGAAAGAUGUCCCACAGAGGCACAGACAUUCGCUAUUGGGCUGGCGACAACAAAAUCACCCGCAAAAGCAUGGAGGCCCUAGAUUACAGGGCCAGAAUCUUUGUGGACGCCAAGGAGAUGGAUCCUUGAUGCUGCAGCCACUGCUGUGGCUGUCCCUUCGGGUGCUCAGUCUCAGGAAGAGAGCCAGCGGUACUGAGGAGGUUCACAUGACUGAGCGGAGGACCUACGGUGCUGACUCGGACUAUGCAUCAUCAUCUGAGGACGAGGUGCAACAAGAUGGUGCCAAUGAGAGCGGAUGCUGUGUGCGUUUCUCUGCAGCAAAGAAUGUCGCUGAAGAAGUUAUUGAUUUGCUUUUAGCGAGUGUCCGGAGGAACCUCUUGGGGACGCGCACCGCCACCCUAACGUCUGUACACCAGACGGUUAAAACUGCAAUGCGCGAGUCCAUUGCCAAGCUGCUGACCCCUAAAAGGUCUGUGGAUGUUUUGCGCCUCUGUCUUCAAGCCCGCGCCGAGGGCCGGGUGUUUUCUAUUGUUUUUUUGGGGAUAAAUGGCGUAGGAAAGUCCACAAACCUUGCCAAGGUCGCCUACCAUCUUAAGCACGUUAUCGACAAACGGGAAGACGUCAACCGGCAGGUGUCUGAUGUGAUUGCUUUCAGGUGUCUGGACGUUCCGCUGUUCGAGCGCGGGUAUGGAAAAGACGCGGCGGCCAUCUGCAGGGAAGCGAUGGCCCAUGCGCAACAAACUCGAGCGGACGUCGUCCUUGUUGACACUGCGGGUCGCAUGCAGGACAACGAGCCCCUCAUGAGGGCCCUGGGAAAGCUCGUCCAGAUUAAUAACCCGGAUCUCAUCCUAUUUGUUGGGGAGGCCCUUGUGGGAAAUGACGCGGUCGACCAGUUGAAGAAAUUUAAUCAGGCACUUGUAGACACAACUGGCCACGUUGGAGCCGCACUGAGCAUGACCUACAUUACGGGUCAGCCAGUAGUCUUUGUCGGUACGGGACAGAAGUACCAAAACCUCAAAAAGCUUAGCGCAGGUUUCUCAUGGCCGAUCCGACGGAAUCGGAGAAACUGGACGGAAAACAUGAGUUCAUUGCCUGGAGAGAAGGACCCCUCUAUCGAGGAACCAUGCAUAUGUAGGAAAAGAAUUAACGUUAAAGGACAGUGGGGGGGGCGCCUGAAUUACCCGGAAUCCUUAGCUGUUAAUCUGCCAGCUAUGGAUGAGGCGGUGGAACAGUUUACAGAGCUGCAUGAGUCCCUUCUCAGGGAGGAGGCAAAUGCAGAAAAAGCUGAACUGGAAGAAUUGUUACAGACCCUCUCCCUGAGGGAACUUGCUGACGUAGGCGUUGCCGUACCUCGUCUGGUGAUUACUGAUGUCAGCUCGGGCCUGUAUGGUCGAACCGUUGUAACAUUCACUUCCAAGCGGUCUGCGCUGCAGCGCCUCCACGGCAAUGGCCCUACCAAGCCACCGGCAGAACAGCUCCAGCACCGACUAUCACCGGGAGAUAUCGUAGGGCUAUUCCGUUAUGACAGGCCUAUCACAGGCUCCAGCAGCGCCAUAGCCACGGGCGUGGUGCACAAGAUCCACGUUGCUGGGGUCAGCGUCUCUCCGGCACGGCGAAUUGUGGCCGUGUGCUUUGGAGGUGCGGGGCCGCAAUUUUUGCAGCUCCAGCUUGCUGUUUCAAUGAGCAAGGGGGGAAUCUCCCGGCCUAGGGAAAUGGACGCAUUUGCCUCCGAAGCUGCAGAUAGAAGUGCGACACUGCGGAGCUGGAAGGACGUAGAACUCUCAUCGGAGGAGCUGCAGAAGGGCUGUCUCUGGCGGGGAUGGUUCUGUGACACACUGACGGAGUCUCAGAGGCGCGCUGUUUUUCUGGGCCUCAUGUCGCAGGAUGUAGCUCUUAUCCACGGUCCCCCCGGCACUGGAAAGACCACAACGGUAGUGGAGGUGUUGCUGCAACUGGUGGCUGCUGGGUUUCGCGUGCUUGCCUGUGCACCCAGUAACAUUGCUGUUGACAACAUGUUGGAGCGGUGCUAUGCUGUAGCCAAGGGGCUGCAGGAUACGCAGCUGCUUCAGCAGGUAAAACGGUGCGUACGGAUUGGCCAUCCGGCGCGCAUUGACGAGCAGCUCGUUGGUUUUUGCUUGGAUCGACAGCAUCUGAACAGCGACUCCUCCGGUAUCAUUCGUGGUCUCAAGGCCUCCCUAGAUGAGAGCUUGCGGGAGCUAAGCGCGAUGAAGAGGCGUACGAACCAGCAGCAGCAAGAUGGGGGAGGGGGCAGUGCGAAGCGCGAGAUGCGCGCAGAGGCGAGGCGGCUGAUGCAGGACAUGAAAGUUUUACAGAGAAAAUCCGUCAUGGAGGCUCUACAAAGCGCACCCAUCGUCUUCGCGACUUGCGCAGGAGCGGCAGAUGCAUCCCUCCAACGGCUGGUUAAGGGUCGCGAGCGGACCAGCGGGGAACCAGAGCAGGCUGGACUGCCUUUUGACGUCGUCGUCAUCGAUGAGGCAGCGCAGGCCCUGGAAGCCAGCUGCUGGAUUCCCUUGCUGCUCGGGAGGCGCUGCAUCCUGGCUGGAGAUCACAUGCAGCUCCCUCCCACGGUAAGAAGCACUGAAGCCAUGCGUCGCGGCCUUGGCAUGUCUCUUUUCGAGCGUGUCAUGCGUAAAUACGAAUGCAGCGUGGCGCAACAGCUCACCUGUCAGUUUCGCAUGCAUGGAGACAUUAUGGCGUGGAGUAACUCGGUUUUCUAUGGUGGCAGCUUGGUGGCUGCUGCAUGCGUUGAGCGCCGGCUGCUCUGUGAUACGUACCCAAACAUUCCGCCAGACGUCGUGCCUUCCGUCCUGUGGAUAGACACGGCAGGCGUCUCUUGGAUGCGAGAGGACGAGGUCGAGACGCAGGAACUCCCCUCCUUGACGCUCAACAGGUCACGAAGCAACAGAGCAGAGGCCGCUCUCGUUCUCAAGUACCUCCAGGAGCUCGUACAGGUAUACUCCGUGCGGGCAGCAGACGUUGGAGUCAUCACUCCAUACUCUGCACAGGCCAAGCUGAUCCGGCAACUCAUCCUGGACCUUGAAGAAAAGUCGGAGAGCGGAGAAGGCGGCGACCUUAGGGAGGUGACGGUGCAGACGGUUGAUGGAUUUCAGGGGAGGGAACGAGAAGUCAUCAUCAUUUCACUUGUCAGGAGCAACCGCCACAAGGAGAUGGGGUUUCUAGUGGAUGCACGGCGACUCAAUGUCGCAGUCACCCGCGCGAGGAGUCACUUGGUCAUUGUCGGAGACAGCGAAACUGUUACCAGCGUAGGCACGAGGGAACCGGAGCCGUCAGGUAGGAGAGGCAGUAGCAGCAGCAGCAGCAGCAGCAGCAGCAGCAGCAACUCUUCUCGUCCGGAGGCUGUUGCGACUGCCAAGAAAACAGCAGUAGACGGCACACAACAUGGCCAACUAGAGCCUGAUGCCCGCAAGGCACUCACUGCCCUGUUUGAGACUGCCUCCUUGUGUGGUAGUCUGCGCACGCCUUAUGAAUUUAUUGGACCAUCCGACAUCCCAGCAGUGGCUUCCCACCGCUCGGCGGCUGCCGGCCGCAUGGAGCCAAAGACGCCGCAAGGCAGGGAGCAACGUGGCUCAAAGAAUCCGAAAACUCCCAGUGAACGCAGCUCUGAGGCUCUGGUCAAGACCACAAAGGACACCCGCAGGAGCCGCGGUCAGGGGGUUGCUGCUUCCACGACAACCACUCCUGUACCAUCGACUGCCAAGCUUCCAGGGAGCCUUGAUCCUGAGACACAGCCACCCGCGGAUGAUCCUUUUGUGAUCGAGACCAGGGAGAAGCUUGACGCCUUGUGCCGCCGGGGGGACGGCUCACAGGCCAGUGCCAGUGCAGUAUCCUAUACGCAUGCGUUUCCUCCCACGCUGUCCCCUUACCAGCGCCUCAUUGUCCAUCGGCUCGCAGAAGAGCUCCAACUGGUGCACAUAUCGAAAGGCGAGGGCGCUGAGCGGUUUAUCGAGGUCUGCGUGCAGCCACCACCCUCAGAGCGGCAACCUUCUCCUGUGCCCCAAUGUUCAACUUCUGUCUCAGUAGCAGGUGCAAAGGGCGAUCAUUCAACAGCCAGCGGUCACGCGGAUCUCCUUGCAGCACAAAUAAGUACCAACAAGCCUUCACCGGCCGACGGAGAGCAAGAUAUGUCUCCCCGGAGCCUUGAGGCUGCAUCGUUUGUCUGUGAGAAGAGCAAAACCGAGGCAGAGAAGCCCUCUUCUGUCAGCAAAAAGAACAAAAAGAAGUCCACAAGUAAAGGCAGUGCAAAAGUCACUGCGGAGGGGGAGGAGUCAGACGAUCUCGACGCGCUACUCGAGGAGCACCUGGCGGCGGCAAAGAGAUGCAGUGUGGGGGGCUGUAAGGACUCAACGGAUCUCUUGGGGCGCACUUGUCCCUACUGCCGAAGUCGUUUUUGUUUGCGGCAUGCUCUGCCUGAGGUUCACGGCUGUGGAGAUGCAGCAGCCGCGGAGGCGAAGAAGGCCUUUCGUGCUGAGGGGAAAAACAACAUUCGGCUGAUGCGCCACGCCAAAGAGGGCACUGUAGGUACUCGGGCAGCCACAAUCGCGGGUACUGUAUUUGUGAACCCUUCAGUCGGCGGUAGCUCUCAAAUGCGGGAGGCUCUCAAAUCAAACCUGAGGAAGAAUAUCGAAGAAAAGGCGAAGGACCGCAUUUCGCGGAAAUCAACCAAAAGGGGAAAGCCGCAGAAGACAAACAUAGUAAAGGCAGAAGACAGGGGAAGUGACAAUUUAGGGCAAUGGGACGCUCACGGGGCAAGGAGUCGCCCUGUCAUACGACUUGAGCUAAGAAGAGGAGAGAAUUGCAGCAACUCACGUAGUCAAUGGAUGUGGGGCAGAGCAGAUAUAUCCUGCCAAUCGCUCGAGAUGUGCGGGAUAUCCUUGCUUUCGUGUUUAGAAGCCAUGAUCUCACUCCACACAUGCCGUGACCGCAGGGGGAAAAUAGGUUAG